This is a messenger RNA of Aegilops tauschii subsp. strangulata, 1306 nucleotides long. Its product is annotated as early nodulin-like protein 7. Lineage: Eukaryota; Viridiplantae; Streptophyta; Magnoliopsida; Poales; Poaceae. Gene Ontology annotation, molecular function: electron transfer activity. The record is from RefSeq and is a predicted model, not a curated record. Gene Ontology annotation, cellular component: plasma membrane.
CGUACACACGUUCCCCGACCCGAGGAGAAAAGAUUCAAACGAUAGCCAACCGAACCGUUUGAACAUACUCCCCGUCUUCAAAUCAAAUCGAAUCAAGAGCGCGCGCGGCUCCAUCAAAGGUAAUCAGCGGAAAUUAAACCGCCUCGUCACCUCCACAUCCCACGUCCCCCUCCUUGAUUAAGCACGUCCGUGGCACGCCCGCCCACCUCCCCCACGAAGCAGCGAGCGGAAUUCAAAGCGUGGUCAAACCUCCAUCAUCAAAGGGAAGUUAACCGGCCUCCCUUGGCCUUCCCCUAUAAAACCACACGCCUGGAGCGCGCGCCUGCGCUUCACAUACACAGCCGCGCACGCCAUUCCAUUCCAGGCCGGAGCAACGAGAGAGAGCAGCAGCCUACGGCCGCGGGCGUCCCUUCCGCCUUCCUCCGCGUCCUGCUGCACAGCCGCCGGGCCGCUGAAUCCGAGGUCGUCGAGCGGGCCAUGGCGGCGCUGAUGAUCGGUUCCUCCUCCAAGCCUGUGCUCCUCCUCCCCGUGCUGGCCUUCGUCCUUGCAUUCGUCGCCAUCCCUGCGCUCACGACGCCGGCGCAGGGGCUCGUGUUCCACGUCGGUGGCCCGCGCGGGUGGCGCGUCCCGGACGCCAACACCAGCUAUGGCUGGUGGGCCAUGAACAACCGCUUCCACGUCGCCGACGAGCUCUACUUCAAGUACGAGAACGACUCGGUGCUCCUCGUCUCCCGCGAGGAGUUCGACGCCUGCAACGCCACGGACCCCCUGUCCAGGUUCGCCGACGGCAGCACCACGGUGCGUCUCGAUAGGCCGGGCUUCUUCUGCUUCAUCAGCGGUGAGCCGGGGCACUGCGAGGAGGGCCAGAGGCUCAUCGUGCGCGUCAUGGUGCACCCGGCCGAGCCUGCGCCUGCGCCUGGUCCGGCCGCCUAUGCGCCGGGCCAAGGCGGAGACGGGUCUGGGUCUGGCGGCGGGCACGGUGGGUCUUCACCGGGCACGUCGUCUGGUGCCGCUGCGGUUGCUGCCGGCGGCGUCGCUCUCGCUGCAGCGAUGGCCGCUCUUUGUGUCGGUCUCGUCUUGCUGCUUCAGUGAUCAGUUUGCUCUUCUAGUAGAUAGUCAGGUUUUAUUAUUGAGGUUUAAUCAAUUCCUUCUCUAUUAGAGUUCAUCCGGUGGUACUAGUGAUUCGUGAUAUGGUACUAUUAUCAUAAUUAGUUUGGUUAUCCUGUGUAAUGACAAUAUUGUUUGGCUUUCUUCGAUCCCUAUGACUGUAUUUGGAUUAUAUCUACUACUACUAGUAUUCCUUGAA